CCACCUGGGCUUGGGAGGUGGAGAGCGGCCGGGCAGUGACCUUCCCUCCAGGCACAGAUCAGGAGACAGAUCGGGAGCGGGUUGCAGAGCCGCCAUGUACAGCAGCAGCAGCAGCAGCAGCACGUGCGAGCUAGAAGACAUUCCACUGUCAGACGACGACCCAGACAGCAUGGAGUUCAAGAUCCUGGCCUUCUACGCCAGACACCAUGCCUUCAAGGGCAGCCCCAUCUUCCCGGCCAAGCUGCAGAGGACCAGGACCGAGCCCCAGAAGGGACCGGGGCCCUGGGCAGCCGACGCCUGGACGCAGCACGGGCCGGGGUCCUGGAGGCACACGGCGAUGCUGGGCGAGAAGAGCCUGGGUUUUGGCAAGAGGCCGUCCUGGAGGCGGCUGUUUGGGGGAGGCGCGGGGAGGGAGGAAGACUCGCCCAGCUCGCCGCCCGGGGAGAUCCGCACCCACGGCCAGGCGUCGUCCCUGUCCCUGCCCAGCGUGGAGCAGCGCCUGCAGAGUGAAGCCGUGGACCCCAAGGUUGCCUCCAUUGCCAACCGAGUGGCCGAAAUUGUCUACUCAUGGCCACCACCAGAAGACCGACUGCACCAGGGAGGCCACAAGCUCAAGGACUACAUGGUCCCCUACACUGUCUACCAAGGCUUUGGAGGGGCAGAAGGAGCUACGGGAGCCGAGAAAGACGGAGAAGACCCCGUCAUAGGCAGGAUCGUGGCACUGCUGAAAGCCUCGGGAGACCAACUGGAAAGAGAGCUGAAGAAGGACAAGGCUCUGCUGAGCAGCCUCCGGGAGACGCUGUCCUACCCUGCGUUCAAGACCAUCACGGACCAGUUCCUGAGGGACGUGGACACCCGCGGGGAGUCGGAGGUGAAGGCCCAGGGCUUCAAGGCGGCCCUGGCCAUAGACGCCAUGGCCAAGCUCACGGCCAUCGACACCCACCCCAUGAACCGGGUGCUGGGCUUCGGAGCCAAGUACCUGAAAGAUCACUUCUCGCCCUGGGUCCAGCAGCACGGAGGAUGGGAAAAAAUACUUGGGAUAUCACAUGACGAAGUAGACUGAGACUCCGCUGGACCAGCGUGGCUCAGGUUCCCCACUGGACGUGGGGGU
This is a messenger RNA of Dipodomys ordii (Ord's kangaroo rat), 1111 nucleotides long. RefSeq names its product BCL2-like 14 (apoptosis facilitator) (gene Bcl2l14). Lineage: Eukaryota; Metazoa; Chordata; Mammalia; Rodentia; Heteromyidae. Bases 95 to 1063 code for a protein of 322 amino acids. The record is from RefSeq and is a predicted model, not a curated record. Gene Ontology annotation, biological process: regulation of apoptotic process. The transcript is spliced from 6 exons.